AUGAUAAUAUUAUGUGGACUAUCUGAGUAUAUUUUGGCAACAAACUCUGAAAACAACAAUACAUUACUACUUCAAAAGUUCAAACCUCCAGAUAUUUCAGCUUUCAGCAGUAAGAAUUCAAUCAAUAAAAGAAUGUCAGCUCUUGCAUCAUUAACUGCUAAUUAUACAGACUCUGAAGAUGAAGGUACUACACCCAGUCAACGUAGACAUAUUGAAGAAGUGUCUAUUUCAAAUGUACCUCAGGAAGAACAUGUACCCAGUCCUCAAUUACAAAUACCGAAUUCGGCUCCAGCUGUAACUAAUCCAGAUGAUGACAAAAAAACUAAUCUUGUAUCAUAUUUUGAAGAUCACGAUAUUGUGAUGUCAGAUGAGGAAAUAGACAGACGUUCAGAUGUAGAUGAAGAAGAUAUUUUACCGCCAGAACCUCAUGGCAGAUGCUCUAAAGAACUCCAAGAUAAAAUUACUCGAUUGCAUGAAAAAAUGGAAAAAGAUGGCAUGGAUAUGAAUUUUUUAAUCCAAAAAAGAAAAGAUUUUCGAAAUCCUAGCAUAUACGAAAAACUUUUACAAUUUUGUAAUAUUAAUGAAUUGGGCACCAAUUAUCCACCACAUCUAUAUGAUCCAUUAAGAUGGGGCAAAGAAUCAUUUUAUGAAGAAUUGGGUCGCUUGCAGAAAGAAGAUAUGGAAAAGAGACAGAAAGAAAGAAAAGAAAAAACUAAAGUUGAAGUUGUGUCUGGUACGAAAAAGACUUCAUCAAUCAAUGUUUCAAGUUCCCAUAAACAAGAUGACAAGAAAAGUAAAUGGGAUCUGACAACAUCUGUAACAGGUACAAAGGGAACAAUUAUCUCAGCUUUUGGUUCUUUACCGAAAAAACAAAAAUUGGAUAUUCAUUAA
Molecule: messenger RNA, 891 nt
Organism: Macrosiphum euphorbiae (potato aphid)
Lineage: Eukaryota; Metazoa; Arthropoda; Insecta; Hemiptera; Aphididae
Source: the annotation of a GenBank genome assembly